Ruditapes philippinarum (Manila clam) is the source of this 2349-nucleotide messenger RNA. RefSeq lists its product as uncharacterized. The transcript has 2 exons. NCBI's taxonomy places the organism in Eukaryota, Metazoa, Mollusca, Bivalvia, Venerida, Veneridae. Gene Ontology annotation, cellular component: nucleus. Bases 154 to 1971 code for a protein of 605 amino acids. The record is from RefSeq and is a predicted model, not a curated record. Gene Ontology annotation, molecular function: DNA binding.
AUCGUCAUUCCCCCUAACUUCGUGACUACCGGAAGUUCGUGACUUUUUUGUAAACGAAUCCAGUGAAAUCACGCGCGCACCUGCGAGAUGUAAACAACUGUACGUAACUAGGUCAUGUCGUCACAAAUGUCAUCGUGAUAUUUAUAUGCCAAAAUGCGCUUUAAACAGGCAAAGCCUGUGCAUUUGAAGGCCAAGUACAGAUCAUAUUCACCCACAGCCUUGCAAAAUGCAUACAAGUCUGUUGUUGAAAGUGGAACACCUGUUCUCAGGGCUAGUAAAUUAUUUGGUGUGCCUCAACAAACUUUAAGAGACAGAGUGUUAGGAAAGAUAGACCCUGAAUGUAUCACUACUGGAAGAGAACCUGUUUUGAAUAUGUUUGAAGAGGCCAAAAUUGUACAGCAUAUUAAAACUAUGGCUAAUUAUGGUUAUGGUUACACCAUGCAAGAGUGUGUAGACAUUGCAACUGAGUAUGCAGUUAGUGUUGGUAAAAGAACCAGAGACAAUCCAUUGACAUUAAGGUGGAUGGAUGGAUUUCGUAAACGUUGGCCGGAAGUGAAAGUUUCAAAUCCCAGAAGUAUUGAACAUGUUAGAGCUAAAAUGACAAGUGAAGCAACAGUCAAUGCUUACUUCAGUAAUUUACUUACUACUCUCACAAAGAAUGAUUUACUUGAUAAACCACAUAGAAUAUUUAAUGUGGAUGAGAAGGGAAUUUCACUUAAUCAUAAGCCCCCUCACAUUGUUUCAUGUUCUACUGGUCCACCUGCUGUGACUACUGGAAAAAGUAAAACUAUAACUAUUUUAGGUUGUGGUAGUGCUGGUGGUAUUGCUAUUCCACCGUAUUUUGUUUUUCCGGGUAAGCGUAUGCUCCCAGAGUUACUAGAAGGUUCUUCUCCAGGUGCAAGUGGGACUGUAAGUGAUUCAGGUUGGUCUAACAGUGCAAUAUUUAGGACUUACCUUGAGGAGCAUUUUAUUAAGUACUUACCUGGUGGUACUGCAGAGCCUGUUUUACUUCUCCUUGAUGGCCACAAGUCUCAUGUCUCUGUAGACUUGGUAGAAUGGGCUAAGAGUCAAAAUAUUAUAAUAUUUGUUCUUCCAGCCCACACCUCACAUAUCUUACAGCCCCUAGAUGUAGCUGUUUUUGGUCCAUUCCAGAAGAUAUAUAACAAUGAGUGUCAUAAGUUCAUGCGCAUGAAUUCUACCAAUAUCACAAGGUACAAUGUCUGUCAACUGGCAUGUAGGGCUUAUACAAAAUCACUUUCCAGUGAAAAUCUUCAGUCAGCUUUCAAGAAGACUGGAAUAUGUCCAUUUGACAAAUUUGCUGUACCUCAGGAGAGUCUUGUUCCAGCAGUAGUAUUUCAAGAUAUUGAUAUGGCUGAAUGUACUGAUACAGAUAGUCAGGCUACUGUUGAAGGGGGUAUUGUAGUGGAUAAGGAUGCAUCUGGGGAUUUUUUAUUGGAAAGGGAGAUGACUUUGAGGAAGGUGAAGAGUGAGAAACCAAAGCAAAAGGUUAGGAAUACCAUGAGUAGAAUUGUCUCAGGGAAGGAUCUAUCAGCUAAGUCUGUUCUUGAUUCUAUGAAACAACAUGAAAUAAAUCAGAAAGGUCAUAAAAAAUCAACUUCAAAAAAGGGUAGUAAAUCAUUCAAAAUUAAAAAAAGUGUCAUGCAUGCUCAGAUGGAUAAUGAACCUCAGCCUGGCCCUUCCCAUAUAACAGUAAAUGCAAGUAUAUCUUCAGACUCUGACACAGAAACAAUUAUUGACAGUGAAGUCUGCUGUGUUUGUAGUAACUUUGAGCCUGUUGGUCUGGCUAAAAAGAAAUCUGUAACAUUUGUACAGUGGGCACAGUGUGAUGGUAUCAAAAACCAUGUCCCAUGUAAGCACUGGACUCAUCUGGGAUUCUGUACCAAUAAAAAAAGUGUUGAUAAAACAGAAAAAUUCUUCUGUCCUCACUGCUCUUCUAGACAUGAAGAGUAAUUGACUGAAACACACAAUAAAAUAAAUAUAGUUAACAAGUUUUGACAGUUACUGUUAUUUAGUUAAAUUUAUUAACUGUUGUAAUUUUUUAACAAACUCACUGAAAAACACUGAAUUAGUGUACUGUGGCCUAUCAAGGGAGACUACUCUACAUGUCACGAAGUUAGGGGGAAAAUUUGAAUUCAAUAUGGCGGAUGAUGACCUAGUUUAAAAUGAAAUUGAAUAUGUUUUGAAAAAUGCUGCUUGUUAAUAAUUGGACUUUAUGGAAGAAAAUACAUUAUUUUAACAGGUUAGUGUACAAGUUUGAUUAUAUAUCUGUUAUUUAUUUAUUUAUUUAUCAUUAUGCGCUUAUGGUCACGAACUUCCGGUGGGCUAGGA